AUGGAGACGGCGACGGCGCCGCCGCCGAAGAAGCGCAGCGAGGCGGAGAUCCUCCGGAGCUUGCUCGAGAACGGCGUCGCGAAGCGCUUCGACCUUGUCGCGUGGGCGAACGCGGGGUGUCGUCAGCCCACGCCGAUCGAGCGUCUGCUUCACCUCUUCGAGCAGUGCCGCCCCGACGUCGCGAAGCUCAUCGUCCUCGAGGAGCUCGAGGGGACGCCGGAGGAGGACGCCGACGUCCUCGUGUACGGCGAGAUCGACACCGUGGAGUUCACGGAGCUGCUGAACAAGUACGGCGGCGUGAACGCGCUCGGCGGCGGCGGCGGCGACGACGGCGGGCGCGUCUUCUACGACCUCGGAAGCGGCACCGGAAAAGCCGUCUGCGCCGCGGGCUUGUGCGCGCACUUCCGUCACGUCCGAGGCGUCGAGAUCUUGCCGUGCACCGCGGCGAUCGCGUCCGUCCUCGUGGAGGACUUCGUCAGGGACGUCCUCCCGGGCUCGAGGCCGGCGGGGAACGCGCUGGUCAGCGUCGACGUCGAGCGCGGGGACUUUUUCGCGCGCGAGCAUCUCGAGCGGUGGCGCCGCGCGGACCUCGUCUUCUGUAAUUGCGUGACGUGGGACGACGACACGAUGACGACGCUGUCGCGCCACGCGGAGGGUUUACGACCGGGGGCGGUGUUCAUCACCGUGUUGUGUCCGCUCGCGAGCGACGCGUUCGAGCUCGUGGAGGAGGUGGAGUUGAAAUUCAGCUGGGGCAGCGUCGAGGCGCUCGUGCAUCGACGGCUGACGGACGAGCAGGCGGCGGCGGCGGCGGCGUUGGGCGCGGCCAUGGAGGCGAUGGAGGGAUGA
This is a messenger RNA of Micromonas pusilla CCMP1545, 846 nucleotides long. RefSeq lists its product as uncharacterized. Gene Ontology annotation, molecular function: histone H3K79 methyltransferase activity. Gene Ontology annotation, biological process: DNA repair; regulation of transcription regulatory region DNA binding; DNA damage checkpoint signaling. Bases 1 to 846 code for a protein of 281 amino acids. The transcript has a single exon. Lineage: Eukaryota; Viridiplantae; Chlorophyta; Mamiellophyceae; Mamiellales; Mamiellaceae. Gene Ontology annotation, cellular component: nucleus. The record is from RefSeq and is a predicted model, not a curated record.